This is a messenger RNA of Manihot esculenta (cassava), 2773 nucleotides long. Its product is annotated as K(+) efflux antiporter 5. The record is from RefSeq and is a predicted model, not a curated record. NCBI's taxonomy places the organism in Eukaryota, Viridiplantae, Streptophyta, Magnoliopsida, Malpighiales, Euphorbiaceae. Gene Ontology annotation, biological process: proton transmembrane transport; potassium ion transmembrane transport. Gene Ontology annotation, cellular component: membrane. Bases 263 to 2248 code for a protein of 661 amino acids. Gene Ontology annotation, molecular function: potassium:proton antiporter activity. The transcript has 21 exons.
AUUAUGAUCCCGCCAUGAGUGGUUACGUUCCUUUUUCCUUUUUUCUUUUUUCAUUUAAUUUAUUUUACAAUCCUAAUUAUUGACAAAACAUAAACAAGGAAAUUUAAAAAACACUAUCGAAAGCCUUUCGUGUUCGAUCUUGGAAACCCGCAGGAUCUCCCGUUGUUGUAAUAUUCUCUGCGAAUUUUUCCCUUUGGAAAUUCGAUUUGCUUCCAAACUUGCUGGAGAGGGAGACCGUGGGAGAGAGAGAUUGCCAUAAUCCAUGGCGAUCUUUGGUGCAAAACGGGCAGUAUUUGGAUUCUGGUGUUGCUUGUUAUUGCUUUUGGUUUACACGAGGAUUUGUGUGUCCGCCAGAUCUGACAAGGAGAUUAGGGAGCGGUUUUACGGGAAUUUGUUGAAUUCCUCUGCGCCUGAUAAUGGAGAAGGCAGUAUAGCCCAAAUGUUUGAUCGAGUUCUGGAGAAAGAGUUCUCCGAAAAUGAUCAGCCUGAAGGUUCUGAUGGAAGCAGCUUCAACAGCAGUGUAGCUGAUCAACAGGCUGUAUUGGAGACUGUUGCUAAGAUCACUCAUGACAAGCCCAAGAAAAAUGAUACUCAAGAGGCUAAUGGAACAAAAUCAUUCCAGUUUCCAAAUGUGUUUUCACUUGAAAAUGAAGAUUCUGAGGACAUGACAACACUUAUUGACAAAAAGGAUAAUGUAUUUGUCAUGUCAAACAAGAAAUCCAAGUACCCGGUACUUCAAGUAGAUUUGAGAUUAAUUUCAGAUCUGGUUGUUGUCAUAGUUUCUGCUGCCAUCGGUGGGAUUGUUUUUUCUUGUUUGGGACAGCCGGUCAUUGUGGGCUAUCUUCUUGCGGGUUCAAUUAUUGGACCGGGAGGUCUGAAAUUCAUUAGUGAGAUGGUGCAGGUUGAAACUGUGGCACAAUUUGGUGUUGUUUUCCUUCUUUUUGCUUUAGGGCUGGAGUUUUCUAUGACAAAGUUAAAAAUUGUUGGGCCUGUUGCUGUUCUUGGAGGGCUACUUCAAAUUGUGAUAUUUAUGUUAUUGUGUGCCAUAACUGCUGUGUUAUGUGGAGCUAAGUUGUCCGAGGGCAUUUUUGUGGGCUCCUUCCUGUCAAUGUCAUCGACUGCAGUGGUGGUGAAAUUUUUAGUUGAACGCAAUAGUAGUAGUUCUCUUCAUGGUCAAGUGACAAUUGGAACGCUUAUACUUCAGGAUUGUGCUGUUGGUUUGUUAUUUGCUUUGCUUCCCGUCUUGGGUGGCGGUAGCGGGCUGCUUCAAGGAAUAAUUUCAAUGGGCAAACUGUUGGUGGUGUUGUCCAUAUUCCUCACUGUUUCAUCUAUAUUGUGCUGGUCAUUUGUGCCUCGCUUUCUCAAGUUAAUGAUACAGCUGUCAUCUCAAACAAAUGAACUUUAUCAGCUUGCUGCUGUGGCCUUCUGCUUAUUAUCUGCUUGGUGCAGUGACAAGCUUGGCCUUAGUCUUGAGUUGGGUUCAUUUGUGGCUGGAGUCAUGAUAUCUACCACUGACUUUGCGCAACAUACCUUAGACCAGGUGGAACCAAUUCGUAACUUGUUUGCAGCUCUCUUCCUUUCCAGUAUUGGAAUGCUCAUACAUGUACAUUUUCUGUGGAACCAUGUGGAUAUAUUGCUAGCUUCUGUGAUUCUUGUUGUAGUGGUUAAGACAGCUGUUGCUGCUAUGGUUACUAAGGCCUUUGGUUAUGGCAUGAGAACAUCAUUCCAUGUUGGAGUAUUGCUUGCUCAAAUUGGAGAAUUUGCUUUUGUUCUCCUAAGCCGUGCCUCAAAUCUUCAUCUUGUUGAGGGGAAGAUGUAUCUUCUUCUUCUUGGAACAACAGCUCUUAGUCUGGUAACAACUCCUCUUCUAUUCAAAUUGAUACCUAACGUCAUGAAUUUGGGCGUUCUAUUGCAAUGGUUUCCAUCAGAAAGCGGCAUGCAGAAUGAGAAAAUUGCUGGUGUUAUCCCUAGAAAGCUAAACCGCAGUUUCUUUACUGCCGAGUUGUUGGCAUCGUAUUUCCCUGGGAAGACUCAUAUGAAGUGUUCUUUUGAACUAUGUAAGGUUUUCAUAUGUUUUUCUUGGCUUUAUAGUGUAAUUCUGGGCACUUUUAGUAGUAGUAGGCUUGGUGGACUCCAUUACCCAGUUCACAUCAUCGCAUCAUUGAUCAUAGGUUACGAGGGGGAUGCCAUUUGUGGUGUUCUCAUGAAAAUUGUGAAGAAUCUUGAAAGAACAUCUGGAAUGAAAUAAUGGUUGUAUCUGGUUACAGGAGAGAGCUUCCAUGAUUGAAACGCAUAACAGAUUGUUAUGACCUGGCGCGUUUUACAAUCUGGAUAUAUCAGGAAGUAAAGUUAGAAGGCCUCAGCAGUUUGUAAAUAUAUGGGUUUCACUCGCCGCCGCUUCCUUGGUCAGAUUUCAGAUGGGCCGUCAGAAUUUCAGUUCCAUUAACAAUUUAGCUCCAAGAUUAUAAAAUCUUCAUAUUCAUUGAAUAGUGUGUAUAUAUAUUUUUUAGCCCACUUCUUAGUAGUGAUUUCUUUUGGCAUUCUGUUGCCGAAAAGCCGUUGUUGUCCUGGCAUAAUUAGAUUUUGUGAUCUAAUAUUCAUAUUUUGUAAGUGGGAAAAAGAGAGAUGUAAAGGAUAACGAUAGAUUACAUAGGGCCGGUCACCCCGGUUUUGGGCCGGCCACUUCUUUAGGCGGAUCACAGUUUCAAAUUGAUCCGGUUUAAUUUGAUUUUAUUAAAUUUAAUGGUUAUAUUAUUUAAAAUUUUCUUUUUCA